Molecule: messenger RNA, 1536 nt
Organism: Opisthocomus hoazin
Lineage: Eukaryota; Metazoa; Chordata; Aves; Opisthocomiformes; Opisthocomidae
Gene: LMOD3
Product: leiomodin 3
Biological process (GO): pointed-end actin filament capping; muscle contraction; myofibril assembly
Cellular component (GO): myofibril; striated muscle thin filament; cytoskeleton
Molecular function (GO): tropomyosin binding; actin binding
Source: RefSeq, a predicted model, not a curated record
AUGUCUGAACUCAGCCAAAACUCCGAAGAAGUGUGUCCCGAGGACAUCGACGAAGAUGAAAUCCUGGCAAACCUGUCCCCCGAGGAGCUGAAGGAGCUGCAGUGUGAGAUGGAAGUCAUGGCCCCGGACCCCGAAGUCCCAACCGGGAUGAUACAGAGGGAUCAGACGGAGAAACCCCCCACGGGGAGCUUCGACCACAGGUCCCUGGUUGACUACCUGUACUGGCAGAAGGCAUCCAGACGCAUGCUCGAGGACGAGAGAGUUCCCGUCACCCUCUUGCCCUCUGAGAGAAGCGCUGCGGAGGAGGCAGAAGGAAAGGCCGGCGGCAGCGGCGAGGCGGUCGGCGGGAGGGUGCCAGGAGCAGAGGGGAAAGAGAGAUGUUAUAAAAACGAGCACUUGUCCAACUCGGGAACGUGGGCUGAGGAGACAAACAAAGAUGGAAGCGAUAAAGAGAGUGAGGAGGAGGAGGAAGAAGCAGAGGAGGAAGAUGAUGAUGACGACGAAGAAGAGGAGGAAGAGGAUGAAGAGGAAGAUGAGACUGAAUUGGAAACACAGGAGACUUACACCAAUGAGAACCAGCACAGCGAUCAGAUGAGUAAGAAACCAGGCACAGAAUCAGGAGAAAUCACAGAAAAGCCAAAUGAAAAUGAAAAGAAAAUAUCAAAAUUAAACAUCCCAAAAAAGUUGGCACUGGAUACCAGCUUCAUGAAGCUGAGCGCCAGGCCUUCAGGAAAUCAAACCAAUUUAGAAGAGAGUUUGGAGAAAGUCCGGAAAAACAACCCGGACGUGAAAGAGCUCAACCUGAACAACAUUGAAAACGUCCCCAAAGAAAUGCUGAUAGACUUUGUCAACGCCAUGAAAAAGAACAAGAACGUCAAAACGUUCAGCUUGGCCAACGUGGGGGCCGACGACAACGUGGCGUUCGCGCUGGCCAACAUGCUGCGGGAGAACAGGAGCAUCACCACCCUGAACAUCGAUUCUAAUUGCAUCUCUGGCAAAGGGAUCGUUGCUAUCAUGAGAUGCCUGCAGUACAACGAGGUGCUGACGGAGCUCCGCUUUCACAACCAGCGGAGCAUGCUGGGCCACCAGGCAGAGAUGGAGAUUGCCCGGCUGCUGAAAGCCAAUGCCACCCUCCUUAAAAUGGGGUACCACUUCGAGCUGCCGGGGCCCAGGAUGGUGGUGACCAACCUCCUCAGCAGAAACCUGGACAAGCAGAGGCAAAAGAGGCAAGAGGGGCAGAGGCAGCAGCAAAUGAAGGAGCAGAGGGAGUUGAUAGCGAUGCUGGAAAACGGACUUGGGUUGCCUCCGGGGAUGUGGGAGAUGCUGGGGGGACCGCUGCCCCAGCCGAGGACGGAGUACGUGGAACCCGCCGAGAAAACCAACCUCAAAGACGUCAUCAAAACGCUUAAACCGGUUCCCAGGAGGAGGCCGCCUCCCCUUGUCGAGAUAACCCCGAGAGAUCAGCUGCUGAACGACAUUCGCCAGAGUAACGUGGCUUAUCUGAAACCGGUGCCAUUGCCAAAGCAGCUGGAGUGA